GAGAAAGAAGAGGCUAGAUCUGAGGCUCCUGCGGUGAGGACCCGGGCCUGGCAGAGCCCCGCGGGGCACAGUCGGGGCGGGGCCCGGCAAAGCAACCACGGCCCCUCACUGAUGGGCUUACGAAGCGGGGAUCUUUCGGUCCCGGGCAGCCCCUCUGCCUCCUGAAGCACUGAGCCUGGAUGGCACCAGCACCCAGCUGGCAGGACGCCCUCCGACUCGAGAAGAUGGCUGAUCCUUGGCAGAAAUGCAUGGAUUAUGCAGUAAUCCUAGCAAGACAAGCUGGAGAGAUGGUUCAUGAUGCUCUUAAAGCUGGAAUGAAUGUUUUGCUGAAAAGUUUUCUAGCUGAUCUGGUAACUGCUACUGACCAAAAAGUUGAAAAAAUGUUUAUCUCUUCCAUAAAGGAAAAGCAUCCAUCUCACAGUUUCAUUGGUGAGGAAUCUGUGGCAGCCAGGGAGAAAAGUGUCUUAACUGACAACCCCACAUGGAUCGUUGACCCUAUUGAUGGAACAACUAAGUUUGUACAUAAAUAUCCUUUUGUAGCUGUUUCGAUUGGCUUUGUUGUAAAUAAGAAGAUAGAAUUUGGAGUUGUAUACAGUUGUGUGGAAGAUAAGAUGUACAUUGCCAGGAGAGGAAAAGGUGCCUUUUGUAACAGUAAAAAACUACAUGUUUCACAACAAGAAGGCAGUUUUGAAUGUGGAGUGGAAAUAGGGAAAGCAAAUGUAAUUGGGCAAACACUUCAGGCUCAGCAUUGGAUUUGGUGA
Messenger RNA from Cebus imitator (Panamanian white-faced capuchin), 761 nucleotides. Its product is annotated as inositol monophosphatase 1-like. The record is from RefSeq and is a predicted model, not a curated record. Gene Ontology annotation, biological process: phosphatidylinositol phosphate biosynthetic process; inositol metabolic process; signal transduction. NCBI's taxonomy places the organism in Eukaryota, Metazoa, Chordata, Mammalia, Primates, Cebidae. The transcript is spliced from 7 exons. Gene Ontology annotation, molecular function: inositol monophosphate 1-phosphatase activity. The coding region runs from base 180 to 761 and encodes 193 amino acids.